Ciona intestinalis (vase tunicate) is the source of this 1139-nucleotide messenger RNA. The record is from RefSeq and is a predicted model, not a curated record. NCBI's taxonomy places the organism in Eukaryota, Metazoa, Chordata, Ascidiacea, Phlebobranchia, Cionidae.
AAUUCCUAUUAAUAGGGUAAACAGAUUAUUUAACUUGAAAGAAAAUAAUUUUAACAAAACUGAAAAGACGAAAAUUUCAAUGGAAACAAAAUAAGAACUAAAAUGGUUGAAAUACAAGCCCCUGUUUCAAUUUCGCAAAGAAUUUUGCCAACAAGUGCUCAUGGGCGCCAUCUACCGAGAGGAUAUUCCAGACAACGAAUACUCAGUUUGUCCAAAGCAAAAGAAAGCAAACAAGUAUGGCUGACAAGCUUUGGACCAAAAUUAUACUGGGGCGACCAGGACAUGAUGUGGCCGAUUUCCCCCCAAACGCUAAACGCUCGUCCUACACAACGGUUAAUGCAGCUAGCUGCUUCGAAGAGGAACUUCCAGUUUGGCACGAAACAGGUGAACCGACCAGAGUUUGUUUAUAGCUGUGGAAGAAAUUCACAAAUCUGGGAAGUUAACAAAUCCGCUAUGAAAGCGACUGCCAGCGAUCGAUCUGCCACUCUGGCACAACCAAAGCAAGCCCCACCACAAUACCAAGAACACAGGCAUAAUCACCAAUAUAGCUGCGGGCGUGUUUCUCCAAUAUGGAAAGUAGAUCAAGCUGCAUUAAGAUGUCCAAGCAGACCAAGAACUGCACAAUUAGCGAAACCUAAACAACCUCACCUCUUAUACGUCCCCAACAGCGAGGUCGAAACGCUGAUCAAGCCAACGGCACUGACCGGUUCAUGCCCUGAAAGAGUCAGCGACCUAGCUAGGCCGAAGUCACGUGGGGACGGUCCCUUUAUAGAUUCAAGAUCCCCUGAAGACACAAUUUGGAAGGUCCAAGGAGCAGCUAGAGCCGCUACAGCCUCACCGAGGUUGCUUGAGCUUUCUAAAUGUAAAGGAUUCGCCGAUGGUUACCAAUCAAAUCGCUCGGUACAAUGGGCCGUUUCAAGAGCCGCGAAAAAAGCGUUGGCCGCUGAAAGAACGUCACAAUUAGCGGCUCCCAUUAUUAGAGCGUCAAUGGACCACGUACAGUUCAACCCUGACGCCUUCUUAGUUAGCCCGCUUGCUAUGAAGGCAAGGUGUACUCCCCGGUUAGAAGAGCUCUCUCACCCCAUCCAACGAUAAAUAUUUCUCGCUUUUUACCAAAGUAAACGCAAUAUACAACGAUA